Molecule: messenger RNA, 186 nt
Organism: Trichechus manatus latirostris (Florida manatee)
Lineage: Eukaryota; Metazoa; Chordata; Mammalia; Sirenia; Trichechidae
Exons: 2
Coding region: 1-186 (61 amino acids)
Biological process (GO): ribosome biogenesis
Cellular component (GO): nucleolus
Source: RefSeq, a predicted model, not a curated record
AUGGCCGAGAAUAAACUAAGAGGGCAGAAGUCUGGUACAGAACUUCUCACAGUGAGCCAAAAACAAUUUAAGUUUAGAAACAAAGCAAAAUCAGUUAUCACAAAUCUUAAGAAGAUUCCUCAGCAGCAUCAAGAAAACGAACCAGUUAACGCUGACGAGGCUACAAGAUUAAUGGCUCAGUUGUAA